Molecule: messenger RNA, 1151 nt
Organism: Leptopilina boulardi
Lineage: Eukaryota; Metazoa; Arthropoda; Insecta; Hymenoptera; Figitidae
Product: juvenile hormone acid O-methyltransferase-like
Exons: 1
Coding region: 375-1151 (258 amino acids)
Source: RefSeq, a predicted model, not a curated record
UUCCAGAUUAUCAAUAUCUAAAAUUUAUCAAAAAAUAAUUACAUUUAAAAAAGUUAUAAUUUAUCUCGUAUACCUUAAGUUUGACAAAAAAAUGGACAUCAUUUUUGAAUUUAGCUGCCAAAGGACAUAUCAUAUGCAUAAUAAUGUAUGAAAAUAAUAUAAAUCCAGGAAAAACAAAUAUAAUAUUGAAAUAAAUAGAUUGCUUGCUUAUCAUUGCUCCUAAGAGUAUAAUUCACGUUGGCUCAUUGUCUAUUCAUCAGGCAGUAUCUAAAUACUUAAUACAUCUACAUCAUAAAGGUUUUUUUUUCAUUUUUCUGAAAAUUAAUUUUUAGAAAAUUAUUUCCAAAAACAAUUUCUGAAAAUAAAUCGAAACAAUGAAUCUAGCUAAUGAAUAUUUGAAACAUUCAACUGGCAUUCAGUAUGUGGUGAUUACAUCCUUAUUGAAUGAAUUUGAGAACGAUGUUAGUAAAAUGAAGGGUACAAUUAUGGAUAUUGGAUGUGGGCCUGGUAACAAUACGAAAAAUUUAAUUUUACCAAAAAUAUCUAAUGAUGCAGUAAUUGUUGGAUUUGACAUCUUGAAGAAUAUGGUCGAUAGUGCUCGGAUUUUGAAUUCUGAUGAGAAACGGUUAACUUUCGAGCAAAUGAGUAUUGAAACAACUGAAUUGCCUUCGGAAUACAUUGAACGAUUCGAUCAUGGAAUUUCUUUCUUUUGUCUUCACUGGAUUGCAGAUUUAAAAUGUGCUUUUGAAAAUAUUUUCAAAAUGUUAAAACCAGGAGGAACUUUCCUAAGUCAACAUAUUUUGUUAUUUAACGGUUAUAAUGGUUAUUUGAAACUUUCUGAAAAUUCAAAAUAUAGAGAAUAUCUAAAGGAUGCUAGAAGAUACGUAACUCCUCUUUAUAUCAACGAUAAUCCCAGAGGAACUUUAGUAAAAUUAUUACAAGAAGUUGGUUUUCAAGUUUUACAUUGCAGUGUAAGGGAAAAAAUAACUGGAUAUAAAUCUCAAAAAGAUAGAAAAGAAUUAUUUGAGGCUGUUAAUCCUUUUGUAACACGAAUGCCAGACGAUGUAAAAAAUGAUUUCAUGGACAAUUUAAUUCAAGAAACAUUUAAGGAAGUACAUAUUAAAGGGACAUAUUCUUCAGGAAAAAAAUAA